This is a messenger RNA of Meriones unguiculatus (Mongolian gerbil), 1775 nucleotides long. It is a transcript of the gene Serpina10, whose product is annotated as serpin family A member 10. The record is from RefSeq and is a predicted model, not a curated record. Lineage: Eukaryota; Metazoa; Chordata; Mammalia; Rodentia; Muridae. The transcript is spliced from 5 exons. Bases 111 to 1613 code for a protein of 500 amino acids. Gene Ontology annotation, molecular function: serine-type endopeptidase inhibitor activity. Gene Ontology annotation, biological process: negative regulation of endopeptidase activity; blood coagulation.
CAUCGAAUCACUUCUCAAAGGCCCCACCUUGCAACACCCUCACCUUGAAGGGUAGGACCUCAGUUUUGAGUUGUGAAGGAACAAAGAUCAUCCAUCUCAAAAAUGAAGGCAUGAUACUGGGUGUCAUGAUACGGUUUUGUACCUCGAAGGGGGUAAUGGCCCAUCGCUUACAGCAAUGUGGUGACCUGCUGAGAGAGCUUGUCAUUAUGACCCAGAAGCAGUUCCCAAAUGGUGACAUUUGGGAAAUCAUGCAGGAUGAAGGGAAGUGGCCCCUGGCCUCCACAGCUGACCACAUGAGGGUGGUAUCUGGCCUCUUACUUUCUGUGCUUCUUGCAAAGGUGUGGCUGGUGACCAGUUUUAACAUCAGCUCCCAUUCCCCAGAGGCUCAAGCAGAGUUGGGGUCUCGGGAUCAUCAGAAUCAUACUUGGGAGGAGGACACAUGGACUGUCCCCAGUGAUGAGGAGGAGGAGGAAAACUGGCUGAGGGUCAGCCAGCAGCAGCUCUCCAAUGACACUUCAAACUUUGGGUUCAGCCUGCUUCGAAAGAUUUCCUUGAGGCAUGACAGCAAUGUGAUCUUCUCACCAUUUGGCCUGUCUGUGGUCAUGGUAAACUUGAUGCUGGGGGCCAAGGGAGAGACCAAGGUCCAGAUGGAGAAUGGACUCAACCUACAAGCCCUGAGUCAGGCAGGACCCUUGAUCCUCCCCUGCCUCUUCAAGAGGCUAAGACAGAGCUUCUCCAGCAAGCAGGAGCUGGGCCUUACCCAGGGUAGCAUUGCCUUUAUUCACAAGGACUUUGAUAUUAAAGAGACCUACCUCAAUCUAUCCAAGAAGUAUUUUGAUACAGAGUGUGUACAUACAAAUUUUCGAAAUUCCUCUCAAGCCAGAGAGCUCAUGAACUACUACAUUAACAAAGAGACUCGGGGGAAAAUUCCCAAGCUCUUUGAUGAGAUUAAUCCCGAAACAAAGUUGAUUCUGGUGGACUACAUCUUGUUCAAAGGGACAUGGCUGACUCCAUUUGACCCCAUCUUCACUGAGGCUGACACUUUCCAUCUGGACAAUUACAAAGCAGUCAAGGUGCCCAUGAUGUAUGUGGAAGGUAACUUUGCCUCCACCUUUGAUAAGAAGUUUCGUUGUCACAUCCUCAAACUGCCCUACCAAGGAAAUGCCACCAUGCUAGUGGUCCUCAUGGAGAAAACAGGUGACCACUUGGCUCUGGAGGACUACCUGACCAUAGAUCUCGUGGAGACAUGGCUCCAGAAUAUGAAAACCAGAAAAAUGGAGGUCUUCUUUCCCAAGUUCAAGCUGAACCAGAGGUAUGAGAUGCAUGAGCUACUCAAGCAGAUGGGAAUCAGAAGAAUCUUCUCCACCUCGGCUGAUCUCGGCCAACUCUCAGCUGUGGCAAGAAAUCUUCAGGUGUCCAAGGUUUUACAACAGUCCGUGCUUGAGGUGGAUGAAAGAGGAACUGAAGCAGUGGCGGGGACACUGUCAGAAAUUGUCGCUUACGCCAUGCCUCCUGUCAUCAAAGUGAACCGGCCUUUUCACUUCAUGAUCUAUGAGGAGAUGUCUAGGAUGCUCCUGUUCCUGGGCAGGGUGGUAAACCCAACAGUUCUAUGAGUCGGGUGUGUGUAAGGCCCCCAGCACCACAGGUGCUCAGCCAGAGGUGUCUGGACCACAGGACACUGAUGGUGGAUGGUAAAGAAUGUGUCCCCUGUGCACAGCCAGCUUGUUAAGGCUGUUCUCUGAUUAACACAGACAUUAAAAUGACUCAUACCUUAA